Rhizopus microsporus ATCC 52813 is the source of this 456-nucleotide messenger RNA. RefSeq lists its product as uncharacterized. The transcript is spliced from 2 exons. Gene Ontology annotation, biological process: translational termination. Gene Ontology annotation, molecular function: translation release factor activity. NCBI's taxonomy places the organism in Eukaryota, Fungi, Mucoromycota, Mucoromycetes, Mucorales, Rhizopodaceae. The record is from RefSeq and is a predicted model, not a curated record. Bases 1 to 456 code for a protein of 151 amino acids.
AUGUCACUUUUAUCAACAUUUACAUCUCUUGUCAGAUUAACUCCAUUAUUACAAAACACAAGACAGUUCGCGGUCAAAGCGACUAAACAAGAACGGAAAAAGAUCAUUUUAAGAGAUGAAGAUUUGAUUGAGACAUUUGUAAAAGGUUCUGGUCCUGGUGGCCAAUGUAUAAAUAAACGAUCGACUUGUGUAGACUUGCGUCAUAUUCCUACUGGUAUCCGAGUUCAGUGUCAACAAUCACGGUCACUUGCUGAUAAUCGAGGUAUAGCUCGAAAGCUACUACGUGAAAAAUUGGACGAAUUGGAGAACGGUCCACUGAGCAAGGUGGCUCAAAAGGCGGCAAAGAUAGCAAAACAAAAAGCGCGCAGAGCAAAACGUGCUAAAGCCAAGUAUGGCACUAAGCCUGAUAGUGAUCAAGAUCCAGCAGCUGAUCUAUCUUCAUCAUCCGCCAUUUAA